AUGGCGGUCACCCAGGAAGCCAAGGACAAGGUCAGGCCGGUGCUCGACUACCGUGAACUGAAUGAGCACCUGGUGGCUCAUACGGCUGAAGCUGAUGUGUGCCGCGACCAGCUCCGCAAGUGGCGGCAACACGGCGACGAUGUGGCCGUCAUCGACCUGAAGAAGGCGUUUCUGCAGCUGCACGUGGCCCAGGAGCUGUGGCCGUUUCAGACGGUAAUCGUGGACGGCCAGCGACAUUGUCUGACAAGGGUCGGAUUUGGUCUCAGCGUUGCAAGCGGCAUCAUGCGAGCGGUAGUGCGGGAAGUUUUGGAUCAAAGUCCAGAGAUCGCAAAAGCAGUGCUCCCGUACGCUGACGACCUGCUCGUCAACGAGACGCUCAUCUCGGCUGAGCGGGUGGCCGAACAUUUUUCCGCAUACGGGCUCUCGUGUAAGCCACCGGAACGGGUAGCGGAUGAGGCCGGAGCCCGGAUGCUGGGGCUCCGAGUGAGACGGCAGUCUGGCGGUGACGGCACACUGAGGUGGUCUCGGGACGGCGUGACACCAGCUGAGCCACCCGGGGUGCUGACCAGGCGGUCAAUCUUCGCCUGGGCGGGUCAGCUAACCUCACACGUGCCCGUCGCCGGGUGGCUGCGGCCGGCCGCUGCCUGGCUGAAAAGGGCGGCGAACAAGGUCACCAAAGAUUGGGACUCACCGAUCACCGACGAUGACCUGCGCAAACAAGUCAGUGAUGUGGCCCGGCGGCUGGCAGAGUGUGACCCGGCACGAGGACAGUGGUGCGUCUCAGGAGACUCGGUGACGGUGUGGACUGAUGCCAGCUCCAUCGCCCGCGGCGUAGUGCUAAGUGACCCCACCACGGAUGAGGUUAUCGAAGACGCCGCGUGGCUCCGAUCUGACGGUGACUCAGACAUGCACAUAAACCUAUCGGAGCUGGAUGCCGCGCUGAACGGUAUGAAUAUGGCGGUGGCGUGGGGAUUCAAGCGUGUGAUCCUCCGCACAGACUCUGUCACUGUUCAGCGCUGGCUGACCGACGCUCUGACAGGCCGUGCCCGACUGAGAACGAAGGCACAGUCGGAAAUGCUGGUUCGGCGGCGGGUGGCCGUUUUCAAGCAGCUCUCCAGCGAGUACGACCUCGUCGUGACAGUGGAGCUCGUGCCGUCGGCUGCCAACCGUGCAGACGAGCUCAUGAGAGUACCAAAAGAGUGGAUCAGAACCGGAAGCGAGCGGGCGACAGGUGUGGUGGCGGCCGUUAGGACAGCUCGACCGGAGGACAUAAUGGCGGUGCAUGAAAGUGUGGGACACCAGGGAGUGCGGCGGACGUGGUGGUAUGCGCGCCGAGAGCUGGGAAAGAGCGUGACGAAGUCGGCCGUUCGUCAGAUCGUUAGAUCGUGCCAGGUGUGUGCGUCGAUCGACCCAGCCCCGUCGCGCUGGAAGCAUGGUGCCUUGGCGGUCGAGCGCAACUGGGAGCGGCUGGCAAUGGACGUAACCCAUUUCCGCGGAAAACACUAUCUCACCGUGAUUGACUGUGGGCCGUCGAGAUACGCCAUGUGGCGUGAGAUCCGCCGCUCUGACGGGAGCGAGAUCGUCAGACAACUCGAGGCUCUGUUUUUGGAGCGAGGAGCACCGGCCGAGCUUCUAAUGGAUAAUGCGACCGAAUUCAAGGGUCGCGAGCUGAAGGCGUUCGCGGUGCGGUGGGACGUCGAGCUGAGGUAUCGCGCGGCCUAUGAACCUGGUGGGAAUGGCAUCAUCGAGCGCCACCACCGCACCAUCAAAGUGAUGGCCGCCCGGCUGCUGUUCGAGCCCAGCUAA
This is a messenger RNA of Amphibalanus amphitrite, 1806 nucleotides long. RefSeq lists its product as uncharacterized. The record is from RefSeq and is a predicted model, not a curated record. The transcript is spliced from 2 exons. Gene Ontology annotation, biological process: DNA integration. The coding region runs from base 1 to 1806 and encodes 601 amino acids. Gene Ontology annotation, molecular function: nucleic acid binding. Lineage: Eukaryota; Metazoa; Arthropoda; Thecostraca; Balanomorpha; Balanidae.